Molecule: messenger RNA, 2015 nt
Organism: Bursaphelenchus okinawaensis
Lineage: Eukaryota; Metazoa; Nematoda; Chromadorea; Rhabditida; Aphelenchoididae
Source: the annotation of a GenBank genome assembly
AUGGAGCCGGACUGUCAUCAGACUGAACGAGGGACCUACUUGUGUCAGAGUGGGCAUGUCUACAUACACAACGUGUACCCGCCAAUCCAAGUAAUCACUUCGAAAGCUUUGUUUCUUUGGUUUGUUGGCAAUGAUGCCACUUUUAAUGCGCUCAGCCCUAUUUUUCUAAUGUCCAAACCCGAAAAGAAACAAAAUUCAGUUAAAAUUCGAAAAAUUUCGAAAAAAUCCACUCGCCCCCCAUUAACAGUAAUCCUGUAAUCGAAUUCACGGCCAAUCUUGUUGCAGGAACUUCAGCCGCGAGUGCUGUUCGUGGUCAUAAUCUUUGUCCUCUGCUUCAUCGUCGGGAUAUGUGGCAACUCGUCGAUAUUAACCAUCAUCCGGGGCAUCGUAUCCGAGAGGAAAGGUAGUCGAGCCAACUGUAGGCGACAGUCAGACAAUGCCAUCCUUUACAUUGGGGCGUUGUGUGUGGUCGACUUUCUCAUGUCAUUGUCGCUUCCACCGGCCAUUCUGGUAAGUCAUCUUUUUUAUUGCGUUUGUUAACAUCUACAUCAAUAUCUGUAGCUAAAAAAACUAAAAUUAAGUGGAAAACUGACCUAAAACGUACAUAUAUUAACAUUUUUUUAAAAGUUGUAUACCUUUUACGAUAUAAAACUGCUUUACAAUGGUAAAACAAGCCUUUUUCAGGACAGCAUCAUCGGAUUCUGGAUGUUUGGCACAGUGAUAUGCAAACUACAUCACGUUUGUGGCAGUGUGGGUCGUAUCGUAUCAACGUUCCUGAUCACGGCGAUGUCGUUCGACCGGUUCGUGGCCGUCUGCCAUCCCUACAAACACUACUACAGGUCGCGGAAGUUUGUGAUAUCAACCAUAAUAAGUAAGUUCUAUUUAGAGCGUUGUUUAUAAACAACUGUGUCCACGUCAUCUUUCUUCACUAAUUCUCGUAAUCUCGGUAUUCUGGCUAAGUAAACGUCCUAAUCCAUAUCACUGUAGUUGAGAGUAAACAAUUCUUAAUACAUUAACUAUUAGCUCGGAGGGGAACAGAGACAUCUUCACCUUUAGUUGUCUUACAUUCAAUAGUAACCAUCUCAAGAAUCUUUUGCAUCACCUUAAACCAAUACCUAACCUCAAACAUACCUAACACAAUAUAAUUCAGCUCUGUGGGUGGUCGCGUUCAUCUUGUUGUUGCCAAUGUUAACAUACGCGUCGUCGACAGAAGUCCUCCUACAUCAACAUCGUGACGUAGACAAAAUUACUGGUAUCGAAAACGUAACACGAGUACGGGUAUACAAGUGCACAGAUAUGAUGCCGCCAUACGUAUUUUACUGGUUCACCUCGUCCACGUUCAUUCUGGGCUAUCUGGUGCCACUCAUCCUCAUCAUCUUCUUCAACUCCAAGCUUAUCAGCAAACUCUACCGACAUACCAAGACCUUACCACGGUCGGGGAUUCCGCUACGUCGUAUCUCCAUCUACACCAUCCUCAUCGCCGUCCUCUACUUCGUAUGUUGGACGCCGUACUGGUGCUCGGUACUAUACGCCAUCUACAUGAGUGUUCUGGCUGAUGGACGUUCCGAUCCAUCACCUCUGCUCGUGUUCAUCAUCUACUGUGUUCAUCUGCUACCGUACUUCGGGUCGGCUUCCAACUGGAUUCUGUACGGGCUUCUAAACACUCAGCUACAGAUGAAACACGAUGUAAUCAGCUCGACCAGUAAUCAGGGAAAUGUCACCAUGGCCGUGCUGAAUACAGUCGUGGUGGAAGACAGAACGCCGAGUACAGUACAUCAGAAUGAGCACGAUAUCAAUGAUAACGAGUUCUCAGAUAUAAAGUAAGCUUUACCAUCUUUUGACAAACAAAAUCAACAUUUCCAAUUGCUGUUUUAAAAAAAUCUCGUUUACUACAAAACACUAUACCCACAAGGUACGACAUAACACUGCCACUUUCCAGAGAAAUCAAACAAAACGGAAUAAACCGCCGUCCGAGCACGGACCAAUGUGCUUCGUUAAUGGACGACGAACUGUGA